UUUUUUUCGAGUGCCUCUCGUUCCUCCUUCUCUACACCGUACCCCACGCCCGUGCUCCUGGAACUGGCUGCUGGAGAUUCACUACGCUCUCGGCGAAAGAGUACCAGCAACAGCAGUGAGAGCAGAAGCAGAAGAAUCGCGCAACGGCGACACAGCGCUUCCUGUUGGGGCGAAUCUUGUCGGUGAUUUUAGCUCUGUUUUCUGUCUCGGACUGUUGCUUAGUUUCGCCGCCACACUGCCGUGCAAGCAUUGCCUGCUGUCGCGAGAGCAGCCAUGCGGCGUGCCAGAGCUGUCGACGAGGAAGCCAGAGCGAGGGAUGCAGGGCUACAGCAGCAGGAGGAAGGAGCGCAGCACUCGUCCCACCCAGGUCGCACCGGUCCUUUGUCCUCCGGGGUAAAGCUGGCCGCAGUGAUGCUCUGGGUGUGGGGCCUGUACAUUUCGUUCAUCGUCGUGCGGCAGGGACACCUCGAUGGAUCCACUACCGCCCCUGUAGUAAAUGUGGGAGAGGCACCUGCGGAUACUCGGCGGCGGCAUGGCGGCGCUGGGGGUAUGGGAGCCAGCCGGCCAACUUUUCGAGAGCUGAACAUGAUAGGGUUCGAGAAAGACAGCGGGGAGGGCGAGGAGUGGAGGACUUGCCGGGCGUACGAGGAGGCAGAGCUGGCUCAACAUAAGAACAAAAAUCAACUGGGUUAUGACGAGUUCCUCAAACGGGUCCCCCCGAAUCCACAAGCCAAGUGGGAGCUGGAGAUGACGGAAAACCAGGACGCAGAGUGGCUAGGGCUCCACAACUUCGAUAGCAGGUUUAAGUACGGCUCGAAGAAGGCAGACGAGCGAGUCAAGAAGCUGGGCUACUGCCGAGUGCACAUGCCGUCCGUCCCCCGCACGGGCAGCACGUGGUUCAGGGCAAUGUUCGAGACGGCCACCUCGCAGCCCUCGUUCUCCAUGUGGCAAGAGGGAGGGACUUUCAAGGAAAACUACCGAGCUUUUUCUUCGGAUGACCCCUGCGGUGCUAGCUUGGACCACAUGGAGGGUCGCCUGCAAUCAAUGAAGAAGUUUGCCUGCAGGGAUCUCAGGCCGCCGAACGCGACGUCUCCCAUCUUGUACAAGAGCCACACUCCCUUCUUCCCGUCGUACAACAAGCCCAGCCUCAUGCCCGAGGAGACGUGCAUGCUCGUCCUUCUCGUGAGAAACCCGAUCGACAACCACGACGCCUGGCAGAGGUAUAUGUACCACAAGUCUAUCGUUGUGAGGGAGUACUUGCCGCUGUGGCAGGGGCACCUGUCCCAUUGGGUGGCGGCGGCCGGCGACAUCCCCAUUUACGUAUUCCGGUAUGAGGACAUGCUGCUCAGGGCCGAAGAAGUUCUCAGGAGAAUACUUCACGCUUUACCCGGUGGGUGGAAUUGGUCCGAGGACUCGAUUGCCAAGGCGAUGAGGCAAGUUGUUCGGCCCCAAGAGAGCUUUCGAGGACAAGUGCGGGGCCGGCGUCAGGCUGAUGAGCCUUGCAGAGGUGGAGAUGGUGCGCCUGCACUAUGGUGCCUUCAUGCGCCACUUGGGAUACCGUUUCAUUAAGAAAUGAUGAACGUGGGGCUUCGGCAAAAACGAUGGGCCUCUUCUCUUUUUCACGACACUCCCGAAAGGAAACAAAGCAAGUCGCCGCCAACAAAAACUUCUGGUGUGUAGGAAUUUCGGUAGAGUUGUUUCGUGGGAGACCGACACGGGGUAAAACAGUUGCUUUUCCUUGUGCUAUGAUAGAAACGUUCAAGCCUGCCGUGAUUGUCGGGCGAAAAUGUUACACGAAAAAAAAAUUCUAUCCUGCUGUGCACGACGAGUUAUGCAUUGUUGCCCAGCUUAUCGAAGGUACCCGCCAGCAAAGCUGGAACCUUCUUGAGCCGCCCGAAAAUGGGCGAAGGAGCCUAGGCCUCCGUGUCCACAGCCGAACGAAUUUCACGGCGAUCUCGGGCGAGGACAUGUUCACUUUUAGAGCUUGUUGUACCCUUGCAUGGGUUUUGUUUCACGUGGGCCGGGGUGAUUUUAUGGGCGUAUGCAGUGGUGAUGGCGGUGUGACCGAUUUCUCGCGAUCGCAUGCAUCGUAUCUUGUCUUAUGGUUUUGCUGGAAACUAGAUCCUAGAUUUAGUCGUUUUUUUGACGUGCCGAUACGGUAUUCAGUUGUCUAUUCUGGAGCUGAUCCUUAUAAUUUGUGAGAUUGGUUACACUUUUAGUCUAGUUUGUCAGUUGGUAUACAAAUUUAGUUGUGAGAUAGUCUACAAUUUUUGGGUAAGAAUGUGGUUCUCUACGACAGGGACUUCAUUCCGAUGAAAGCCCACAACCACGGCAAGAUUGACCAAGAGUUAAAGACAAGAGUUGUCCCCCAUUAUUGUGGUGUCGAAGCGCCGCACGAGUUUAAGGAUGCGGACGAAAGACCGUUCCCGCCACAGCACGUGCUAUUUGUGUUUCAGGCGCACGCUUCGCGGGUACACACUGUAUUCGAUAUGGCGCAUCCGACAUCAUUGAUGUCUGUAGUGAAGGACUACCGUAAGUGUCUGUAUGUC
Molecule: messenger RNA, 2549 nt
Organism: Ectocarpus sp. CCAP 1310/34
Lineage: Eukaryota; Phaeophyceae; Ectocarpales; Ectocarpaceae
Source: the annotation of a GenBank genome assembly